AUGGAUCGGCUGGGCGAGAUGGCCAAGGACCCCAGUUUCAUCCGCCGUGUAUUGCAGGUGCGCAACCGGUGUAACGAGGCGCUUUCGAUGGAGCCUCUUCUGUCCGGGAAGCUGGAAAGGGAAGAGCUACCGAAGGAGCUGCAGAGCACCAAUGGCGUUGUCGUUGGCGCCACCGCGGCGAUCCCUACGGGCCUGUCGAGUGCUCAGUCAUCACCCAGCGCCUCCGGCACCCCCUCACCAGUCGUGGCAGCCGACACCGCGUAUGCUGGCGACGACGCAUGCGUGCGAGUCGUGCAGGAGCGCAUUCUAUACUGGCGAUGCGUCCACGCGUGGAUGGAGGACGUCCUGAAGCAACUGCGCGGGCGUGAGUGGCGGCUUGUACACCGACUCCUUGCCCAGCGGGUGGAGACGGACUACGUCAGCGAGUACGUGGGCUACUUGAAGUUGGCACAGGAAUACAUCGCCUUCCUCAACACGAUCCCGGAGAAGCGACUUGCCAACGUGCAGGAUAUGAAGGAAUUCAAUGACGUGGCGGACGAGAUAAUCGUGGCGGCGACACAGCCAACACGACUUGCGCCGCGGCUGCAACUGAGCCUUCUCACGUCACUCGUCUGGCAGAUUACGUGGCGGUGGGUCAGUGUGAUGGAGACGCAGCCGGUUCUUAUCCUCGACGAAGACCCUGACGCUGCCCCAGUCGUGGCAGCCGGCGACGGGUCUGCGACCCAGCGCGGCGCAGGCGUCACCACAGCAGCCCACGCUGACCCGCUCGUAUCGCUGCAGACGCUGCGCAUCGCCAUGCACUCGUUGCGCACGUUGCAGACACAGUACGUGGAGCACAGCACUCAGCUGCGGCACCAAAUCCGUGUGGCGCGUACCCCUCGCGAGCACAUAGAGCACCCGCAUGUUGAAGCGCUGCUCGCGCGCUGCGUCGCCGUGCGUGACCUAAUCGAAGAGCACCUGCUCCUCAUGCGGCAGCUCGGGGCCGUCUUCUCUACCAAGAUACGCUUGCAGUUUGGCAAGGCCAAGCGUGAGGCAGUGGCAACGACAGGAGCAGCAGCUAAGCAGCAGCCGGGCGAGGAGUACGCGCUGGCGAUGCAGGACGCCUUCAACGAGUGCGUGCGCGCCGUUUGCGGGUGGUCGGACGAUGCGGCAGACCUCGCAAGGUCGCGCAAGGACGGCAAUAACUACCUUUGGCAGACCAACUCCACAGCCGUUCAGCGCUUCAACGCUGCUGUGCAAGAGUACCGACGCAAGCGUUACCAAUGCGACAGCCAAAUCGCCUUGGUGGUGAGUCAGCUUCUGAGUAACCAACAGCACGCACACGACGACGACCGCAGUGGCAUGGGUGAUGCGGGGAUGGCGGUGGCCGAGAGAGCCGGUACCGCGAUGGCUAUGAAGGGACCGAAGGUCAGCGCAAACUACGCGGACAACCACGGCCUUCGUCUCUUCCGCACCUUCAAACGGUUUAAGAUGCUGCCCCUCGAGCGAGUGCAGCGAGUCGUGCACAGCUACCAGGAUGCCGUUGCUGAAAAGCUCGGCGCCUAUGUCAGCUACAUCCAAGAGUGCUACGUGAACGUGCCCCUCACGAAGGAGAAGGUGAGCUACAACAUGGCCCGCUUCUCAGUGUCGGCGUUGGUGGCGCAGAUCAUGUGGGAACAGCAGCUGGCCGAGGCACUCACAAAGUCGAUGGUGCGCUUCGACUACGUCAGCGAGCACGGGUGGCAUCAACUUCUGUACUUACGGAACGUCGAGCACUACUGGCGCCUUAACGCCAGCCUUGCCGAGUUCAUCGGCAUCCCCCUUGAGCUGCUUGUGUGCGAUGAGCUGCAGCUGGACUCCGAGGUGCACGGCUGUGCGGUGGCGCUGACGUGCUUGAGUUUGCACUACGCUGAGGAAGCAUCCGAGUGGGAGCAGGAUGAGCACCUCCGUGUCGCACAGGACCUCGUGGCCGCCCGCGAUCCAGGCGCCCUUGCUGUGGCUCGGGAUCGCAUGCUGGUUGGGGGUGCGCCGCGACUGUACAAGGCCGCCGCACGCAUCCGCGACAUCCGCAGCUCGCGAGACAUUAUUCAGCAGCGCAUCGCGAGCCACACGACGUGUUGGUACGAGGAGGUCGAUAGGCUGAUCAGCAGCAGCCUCGAUCAACACACGCUGCUGCUGUCGGGCCCGGUGCUUUGGGCCGUCAACUGCGGGGCCGUCAGCGCACCGCACAACACGACAGGCGGCGCACCCGCCACCGAGGCAGACACCGCCGCGAUGCGCCAGCAGCUCUCCGGUGGAGUCGGCGCGAUGGCGAGCGGUAUCGUGGCCAAUGCGAAUCACAACAGUACCAGUGGUUCCGGCAGCGUGCCGCGUGCCAGCAGCGUCAGCCCGUUGUCUUUAGCGUUGAUGCGCCCCCAAAGCCGCAGCGUGUCGCCGUCGAUGCGUUGGACCUCACUCUUGGGGCCUGUGGGCAGCGGUGAUGCCGACAACUUAGCAGCGGCAGCCGCCGCGGUGCCGAACUGGAUGGUGGAGGUUGCCUUUCCGUGGAACUUCCCUACCAUGGCCGAGGAUCUGCGCUAUCUGGAGUCUUCACCCCUCACCUCCACCCUACUCAAUGCCAACUCCGGAGAGCUAGCGAUGGUGAGCCGGAGUGGCACCAGUGCGGCGGGCAGUACGCUGUCGCCGCGUGGACGAAGCGCUGCCAUCACCUCUGGUCUCGCCUUCCUGCGCGACGCGCUGCGAGGCAACGAGCUGCGAUCACGCCUGGCGAACACUUUAGCGGAGCUCACUCACGUCUACUACGUCACCGUCAACGGCGAGGACACCAGCCUUGUGUUGCUGGCGACAGACGAAUACCAGGAGGUGAACCGGCUCUUCCAGAAGGGUAUUGCCCUGCGCUGGAGCGACGAGGGACUGCUAAGCUACGUGCAGCAGCUUUCCGAUACGAUGCAGGCCUUUACCACGACAGUACAGCAGCUGCGAUCGAAGACGGAGCUCGUGUACCGGAAGAUCCGCGCCUUCACUGUACGUGCCUUCCACCCGGAGGCGAUCCUGCAGCGAGUCGAAGCACUUCGCCGCAUCGUCGACGCCCUCUCCCUACGCUGCGUGCACGCGCAUCUGUGGACGCGGCAGAUUCAGCCGCUCCUGGAGGAAGCGCUGCUAACUCAGAUAAAGUAUCUCAUGCACUCGUGGACCGAAGAUUUCCUGUCCAUGCGCAGUGACGUCCGCUUCCUCGAGAAGGGUGCUGAGACGGACGUGUUUCGGCUGACACCGCUGCGGGUGCGGAUGCGGGUGGUGUACAAGGAGGUCCGCCUCGAGUCUUGCUGCAGCGCGUGGCGUCAGCACUGGAUCGAUGAGCUUAACCGCUUCUUAAGCUGGAUCGACGUUCUGCCGAGGCUGUACAAGGAGGAAAAGGCGCAGCCGGACAUCGUUGGCGUCUCGGCAGCCCUCGGCUCCGAUAUGAUGAACACGCCGGGCUGUAUCAGCCUGACGCCUAGCCGUCAUACCAGAUCUGUGUCUACGGCAGCGGCGAUGCACGGCAGCAGCGGCACUGAUGGUGCUGACGGCAAUACUAGCAUUGGUGGACCCGGUAACAACGGAAGCAACGCCGGCAGUGGCAGUGCAGCCGACGAUGGCUACCAAUCUCUGCUGCUACGGCUGCCGUCCUCUGCAUUGGCAGAACCGCUGCACGCGAUUGAGCAGUGCGUACAGGACGCCAUCGACACAGAGGAGGAGUGGCGCCGCGGACAGCAGUUUCUGAGCAUGGAUGUCGCGCUCAUGCAGCGGCGCUUUGGGCGAGACCUGCGCCGCUGGAGCCACGCCCUGCGCCUCAUGCACACAGUGACGUCACGCAUCAUGGACUACACGCAGCCGAACAAGCUUCUCGGCGGUAUUGUAGUUCUCGCGCAGGAGGCGCAGAUCGAGCUAGGCCGAAAGCUGGACCAGGUCAGCCAGUACGCCCACGCGAAGUUUAAAGAUCUCCUGCAAGGGGAACAGGAACAAGCCUUGAACGACAUCACUCAGGAACGGCUGAAGGUUGACGUGCUCGACGUGAUCAGCAACCCAAAGGACGCAGCCGCACUUCUAUCGGAGGCGCCGCGACUCAAGGGUAUGCUGCAACGGCUGGACGGCGACAUCGCGCUUAUGGAGAACGGCGAGGCGAGUCUGCAGAAGCUGGGACACGUGUUCCCGGAGCACUGGAUGCACGCCGCGGUGGUGCAUGAGGAGUACACGUCGCUUGCUGAGCUUGUGGACCGUAAGCUCAAGGCGGUGCAACUGCGCCGGCCUUUCCUGCUCAAGGAGGCGAACACGGCCGCCGAGGCCCUCGAGGUGAAGGUCGAAGAGCUGACUGCGCGCUUCCGCAACAUGGACUCGAUUGCCGUCUCCAAGGAAGCCCCUGCGCUGGCGAAGCAGAUGGUGGUCGAUAUCUACAAUGAGGUCGUUGCGCUCAGCGAGGAAGCGAAGCAGGUGACGGCGAUCCAGGAGGAGCUCGGUGAGUCGCCGCACGUCUUUGCCUCCUUGCCAGUGUUGCUGGCAGACGUGAUGCGUGUGAAGGACGUGUGGGUCCAAGUCGCAUCCGCCUACGCGGAGCUUAACGAGCUCGGCGCGGCGCCGUUCUUCGAGAUGGUGCCGCGCCACCUGCACGAGUGCCUGCUGAAAAUGGAAGAGGAAACGGACGCGUACGACGAGACGGUGCACAGCUGCCAACUUUAUCAAAACCUCAAGACAAAGCUACGCCGUGUGCUGAGCUACAACCGCCUAAUGCAGGACCUCCGCUCCGACGCCAUGUCGCCGCUAGAUCGCGCUAUGCGGCACUGGUCGGCCCUCCAGCACAAACUGCGCGCGCCGUGGGUGCUGACGAGCCUUACGGUGGCGGACAUCUGGGACAGCGACCCGAGCGCGACGGCCGCCAUUUACAGCGAAGUGGUGGAGGUGGCUCAGGGUGAGCGCCGCAUCGAGGUGCAGCUGCAGAACAUUAACAACUACUGGAACAUGUUCGUGUUCAGUGUGGUUGUCUACAAGAAGCAGGUCGCGCUCAUACGCGGCUGGGAUGAAGUGUUUGAGCGGCUGACCGAGGAUCUGAGCACCUUUGGUGGUAUGCGCGCAAGCCCGUACUUUGUCUUCCCGCAGCUCGUCUCCAUGACAAACGACGCAGAAGCGAGGCUGGACCGACUGCGGCAGGUACUGGAGGUCCUCCUCGAGGUGCAGAAGCGGUGGGUCUACCUCGACGGCAUCUUUGCGGGAAACGUGGAAGUUCGUGCGCAACUGCCGCAUGACACCCUCAAGUUCGACCGCACCAGCCGCGAGCUGCUGCACAUCCUUCCCCGUCCCCGGUCCUCCGGUAACCCGCCAGAGCUACGCGUCUCCUUCUUCCUCGAAGACGAGAAGCUGAAGGCAACGUUGGAUCGACUCCUCUCGCAGCUGGUGGCGGCGCAGCGAGCCCUGACGAACUACCUCGACACACAGCGCAGCCGCUUCCCCCGCUUCUUCUUCCUGGGGGACGACGACUUGCUCGAGAUCAUGGGCAACAGUAAGAACCCACUGUUCCUCAACAAGCACCUGAAGAAGAUGUUCACCUCCCUGGCCUCACUGCAGCUCGAUGGCAACGUUAAGGACGCCACAACGCAGCUGCGCGGCUUCGCGAGUGCCGAGGGUGAGGCGCUGUCUUUCCAGCCUGGCCCCAUCUCGUACGGGCAGCGGCCGAUCCACGAGUGGCUCGGUGAAGCGGAACAGGGCAUGGUCUACACCCUCCGCGAGGCCACGCUGCGCGCGUACGAAGAGCUCGUCAACACUAAAGGUGCGUCACCGUACGCCUUGCUGUGGUCGAUGGAUUGGAUGCAGCAGAAACCAGCGCAGGCAGUAUGCCUGGCGCUACAGCUCGUCUGGACGCGGCAGCAGGAGGGUCUGUUGACUGGUGCGUAUGGCAGCGGCGGCGGUGCCGAUGCCGCCGAUGCCCGGCCCACGUCUCUGGUCUCGUCAGCGAAGCCCUCGGUGGUGUCAAACAGCAUGGGCGACCUGCUCGUCCGCUUGGCUGACAGUGUGCUGGACAACGCCGUCGCUCCGAGCUCGCGUCGCCUGUGCGAACAGCUGAUCACGAUAGCCGUGUACCAGCGCGAUGUCUCUCGCACCCUCACCGCACACAAGGUGGAGUCGAGCGACAACUUCGACUGGCUCAGGGUUCUGCGCUUGUACGUGGUCCCCACGCACUGCCAGCAGCAGCGACACAGCGGCAAGACCAUGACUGACUUGAGAAGCAUCGACCCCACCAACAGCGCGAACGUGAGUGGGUUGGCUCUCAGCAAGUACCAGUUUGCUGAGACGCUGGAAUGCCGCGUGGCAGAUGCGUCCGUGCUUCACGGAUUCGAGUACAUUGGCGCGUAUGAGCGCCUUGUGCAGACCCCGCUCACAGACAGGUGCUACCUGACCCUCAUGCAAGCCCUGCACACCCGCCUCGGCGGAUCGCCGGUUGGGCCAGCCGGUACGGGCAAGACAGAGACGGUGAAGGCGCUCGGCAUGCAGCUGGGCCGCCAUGUCCUCGUCUUCAACUGUGAUGACACCUUUGACUACCAAGCUGUCAGCCGAAUAUUCCUCGGGCUGUGCCAGGUCGGUGCGUGGGGCUGCUUCGACGAGUUCAACCGCCUUGAAGAGCGCAUCCUCUCCGCGCUGUCACUGCAAAUCCAAGUCAUCCAGCAGUCCCUGCGUGCACGCCAGCGGCAGGUGCAGCUAAACCACCGCACUGUACUGCUCCACUCGAACGUGGCCAUCUUCAUCACCAUGAACCCUGGCUAUGCUGGUCGCUCAAAGCUGCCAGGUAACCUGAAGCAGCUCUUCCGCACCGUAACAAUGACCAUCCCUGACCGCGAGACCAUUGCAGAGGUGAUGUUGUUUGCGCAGGGCUUCACCACAGCCGAGGCGCUUUCACAAAAAGUUGUCCCGCUCUUCCGGCUCUGCGAGGAGCAGUUCACGCGGCAGGCGCACUACGACUUCGGCCUGCGCGCGUUGAAGUCCGUCCUGGUAGCCGCGGGUGAUCGCAAGCGGCUGGUGGCGACGGAAUCCAGCGUGAAUAGCAGCAGCCACAACGGUGCCGGCGGCGCAAGUGCUGACGCGGUUCAGAGAACAGAGCGAAUGCUGCUACUGGAGAGCAUCAUCGCGACCGUUGCCCCAAAGCUUGUCGCGCAGGAUGCGGCGUUGUUCUACCCGCUGCUGCACGACUUCUUUCCUGGAUGCUCACUCCUGACGCAGUCGGUGGACGAGCUUCGCGAGGCUGUGGCGUGCGUGUGCGCGGAGAGCGGCCUCUCCCCCGCUGCGGGGUGGGUGGAGAAGGUGCUGCAGCUUUACCACACAAAGAUGACGCGGCACGGUGUCAUGAUUGUCGGUCCCAGCGGCACGGGUAAGACAACGGCGUGGACGGUGCUGAUGGCGGCCAUGACUCGCCUGGAGAAGGCGCUGCAGAUGCAUGCAUACGUCCUCUCUCCCAAGGUCCUGAGCAAGGGUGAACUGUUCGGCACCCUCGACGUGACGACGCGCGAGUGGCGUGAUGGCGUUUUGACGAGUAUCCUGCGCAGGAUCAUCGACACCGAGGAACAGCAACAGAUUCCGGAUGACCUGGCGCUAGUGGGGAACGAUGACAUCGACCACGACGUCGCGGCAGCACCGCCGGCGACCGUCUCCGCAGGGAGGGAGAGGAUGGCAGAUGACGAAGCACGGCAGCCCAUUGACACCGUCGACAAGAACCACACGCCGUCAAAGCAAAGCACCACUCGCGACAGCAGCGCCGGUCCACCAGAGGUCGAAGGCUCGAAGCUGCGGAAGGAGCAUUGGAUCAUCUUCGACGGCGACGUGGACCCGGAGUGGGUGGAGAACCUCAAUUCAGUGCUGGAUGACAACCGACUGCUCACGCUGCCCAACGGUGAGCGGCUUCCACUGCCACGCUCGGUGCGCAUUAUCUUCGAAGUGCAGGACCUGCUGUACGCGACGCCAGCCACCGUGUCGCGCUGCGGCAUGCUGUGGUUUAGCGAGGGCAUCGUGCCGCUGUCAGGGGUGCUGGCGCACACCUAUCACCAGCUGCAGGAACAGCUGAUCGUCGACGCGCGCGGUCGGCACCUGCACUUGGGAACCGACUACAUGAUCGGCGUCACCGGCGCGCGGGGCGCACUCUGCGCGGACUGCGUUGUGACCAGUGAGUACGGCAAGGUGUACCACGAGUUGAUCCUGUCAAGCGCCACGACCAGCGGGGAGGAGGCAAUGCCUGGCAGCCUACCGCGGCAUCAAAGCCACAUUAGCACCGGCGACGAGAACACCGCCUCAGUGGCGCUGGGGCGCAGCAGUCAGUUGAGUAAGGACGCGACCCUGCGGAACGACAACGACGUCGAGCUUGACAUGGGCGACACCCAUUACGGGAACCACACCAUGCUCAUGAGCACCAUUGGCGGAGGCGCCAACACGCUGCGCCGCGGUCAUCCUGAUGCAGAGCGCCUCCAGGAAAUCAUGGUCAGCUCGUGGGCGGAGGCCUUUGAGAAGGACGGCGCCGUGAUGCUCGGGCUGCAGCUGAUGAAGUCGGCGGCGUUCCGCGACGUCUGUGUGAUGAUGCCAAGCGACCUGCAGAGCAUCCACAGCAUAGUUUCCUUCCUGGUCCAGGGGGUAUGGCGCACUUUUGAGGCCGAGCAGCAGAACAACGGCGACGUCUUCGGCGACGCCGUGGUGCGGAAGAUCGCCAUGCAGGUGCUCUCCUACGCGAUCUUCUGGGGCCUGGGCUCCGCCAUGAGUCUGGAGAACCGCAUGAAGCUGGCGCAGCAGCUAGGGCUGCAGCCGAUGGUCGACGGCGUUGCACAGUCGAUGGUGGAGGUGGAGGUUUGCUACCGCACGGGCGAAUGGCGGCUGAUCCGCAACCGCGUCCAAGAGACCUCUCUCCUGGCGGAGCAAGUCGGUGCGAACGAUACCGUCAUCACCACCGUGGACACGUGCCGACACGAGGACGUGCUGAGCGCGUGGCUCGGCGCCGGUCGCUCCGCCAUUCUGUGUGGGCCGCCGGGCUCUGGUAAAACCAUGUCUAUCACCGCGGUUCUGAGCAGUCUGCCCGAGUACGAGGUAGUGUUCCUGAACUUCUCGAGCGGCACAACGGUGAAGACGAUUAUGAAGGCGUUGGACCAGCGCUGCAGGGUGCAGGAUACCGCCCGCGGUCUCGUCAUGGCACCGACGUCCGGCAGGCAGCUCCUUCUUUUUUGCGAUGAGGUCAACCUGCCAGCGCUGGACCGCUACGGCACGCAGGUGGUCGUGCAGCUGCUGCGUCAGCUCAUCGAGCGCAAGGGCUUUUACCGGGCACGUGACAACACCUGGAUCACCCUCCAGGACGUGCAGGUCGUCGGCGCCUGCAACCCACCAACCGACCCUGGCCGCGUGCCGCUCAGCACACGCUUCCUGCGCUGGGCACCGGUGCUACUUGUCGACUUCCCCUCUCCAGAGUCGCUCAAGACGGUCUACACCACCUACUGCCACGCCAUCCUAGCAUGGAAUGAACGUCUCUGCGGCCUGGCCGCCGCCCGCCUGGCACAGGCGAUGGUGAAGAUGUACCGCGUCUCUCAAGCGAAGUUCACGCCGAUACAGCAGCCACACUAUCUCUACUCCCCUCGCGAUCUGUCGCGCUGGUCGCGGGCGCUGUACGAGGGCAUCCUCACCUGGGACGACACCGCACGACGCCAUCUCAGUGUCAGCCAGCUCGUGCGCCUCGCCGUGCAUGAAGGGCUGCGCGUGUUCUCUGACCGUCUUGUCACAGCCGAGGAGCAGGCAUGGACAAACACCUCCAUUGUGACGGCGUUUCGCGAGUUCUUCACUGACGUCGACGACCACACGUUCCAUCAACCGCUCCUCUACUCCACGUUACUCUCGCACAGCUACACGGACAGCCCACGCGAGGAGCUACGAGCGUACGUGCAGAAGAAGCUGACGGCCUUCAACGAAGAGGAGUCGCUUGGUGACUUGGUCAUCUAUGACGCGAUGAUCGAUCACGUCGUGCGCAUCGACCGUGUCCUGCGCCAGCCCCUGGGCCACAUGCUUAUCGCCGGCUCCUCUGGUGUCGGAAAGACGGCCUUGACGAGGUUGGUGGCAUGGAUGCGUGGCUUCUCAACCUUCACCCUAAUGCUGCACCGCGAGUACGACUUGGACGACUUCGAACACGACCUCCGCGAGGUGCUGCGCCGCGCUGGAUGCAAGCGGGAGCGCAUCUGCUUCCUGUUUGAUGAAUCCAACAUCCUGCAGCCGAGCUUCCUCGAGUACAUGAACGCCCUGCUGGCUUCUGGCGAGGUGCCGGGUCUUUUCGACGGCGAGGAGUGGUCAAAGCUCAUGCAGGAGGUGCGAGAUGCGGUGCUGGCAAACCAAAGCUACUUUGCCACAAAGCGUGGUGGCGGUGGAGGCGCCGGCGCUGUUGCGGCAGGAGGGGCACGUGGACGCGCCGACAGUGGCGACGGGCCCUCGCUAGCAGGCCGAGAGGGGCGCCACAAGGGUCUGGACGGCAACGGUGAUGACGCGAAAGGUACCCGGUGUGUCUCUGUGAUGCGUGACGUCGACAUCGCGUCCAGCACGGCGGCGGACGACGUGGUGGACGUGCACAACGACGCGGAGCUGUAUCAUUGGUUCUUGACGAACGUGCGCAAGUACCUACACGUCGUGCUCACCAUCAACCCCUCCUCCGGUGAAUUCACGUCGCGCACGAUGGCGAGCCCGGCGCUGGUGAACCGGUGCACCAUCGACUGGUUUGGCGACUGGGACGCGAUGACGCUGCAGCAGGUGUGCCGAGAGCGGAUAGGCCGUCUUGCGCUGCUGCCAGUCUGCCACGGCGUCUUCGCCACCGAGGUAGAGGCAAAGGAGGCGGUCGUGGAUAGCCUAUGCGCGAUGCACGUCUCCACGCAGCACACCAACCAAGCCCUGCGCGUGCGACACGCCAACCAGGGCACCUACGUCACACCGCGUCACUUCACUGAUUGCGUUUCGCACUUUGUGGCCAUUUUGCAGGAAAAGCGAAAAGUCUCCAGCGAUGCGCUGGCGCACCUGCACAGCGGCCUCAAGAAGCUGCAGUUGGCCGCGCAAGAGGUAGCGGAGCAGCAGACAAUGCUGAAGGACAGUGAGGUCGAGAUGGAGGCGAGCAGCCGGCGAGCGCAGACAAUGCUGGAGCGCAUCAUUAGCGAGACCGACGUAGCGAAGCGUGAGAAGGCGGUAGCGCAGGACUUGGAGCGGCAGCUGCAGGACGAACACGCGCAGAUCUCCGACGAUGCGCAGCGCCUGUCCAUCGAGCUAGCGGAAGCGGAGCCGGCGCUGCGGGAAGCCGAUGCGGCGCUCAGCACGGUGAAGCCGGAGUACCUGCGCGAAAUCCGCGCAUACACGACACCGCCGCCGAUGGUGAAGCGCACGCUCGAGGCGGUUGGGGCGCUGAUGGGUGAGAAGAACGGCGAGGACUGGGACUCGCUAAAGAACUGCAUCCGCCGCGACGACUUCUUAGCCAGCGUGCGCAACUUCCGCCCCGACGACAUCAGCGAGCCCGCCCGCGAGCGGGUGCGGAACAUGAUGCGGGACAGCAGGUUCACUAUCGAGGCGGCGUAUCGUGCCUCGAAGGCGGCCGGACCGCUCAUGCAGUGGGUGUUCUUUCAGGUGAAGUACUCUGCCAUCUACAAGCGCGUGGCGCCGGUGCGGUCGAAGAUCGAGAAUCUGAUCAAAGCGCGCGACGUGAAACUGAAAGGGCUGGGGGUAGCGCAGGAGGAGGUGCGUCAGAAGGAGAAGUCGUUGCGGCAGCUCAUGGGCGAGUACCAGAACGCUACCGCCCAAAUUGCGGAGCUGAAGCAGCGCAUAAUCGCCGUCUCGAUCAAGUGCAAUCGUGCGCAGACGAUCCUGCGGCAGUUGCUGGACGAGCGCGGCCGGUGGGAGACGGAGGUGCAGAGCUUUGACUCCGAGGCACGCACAACGCUGGGCAACUGCGUCAUAUCCGCCGUCUUCCUCGCUUACACCGGCUUCUACGACGAGCACACGCGCGAGCGCGUCCUGAUGCCACGUUGGUUGGAGUGUCUGCAGCGCACCACCAUCCCCGUCCGCCGCGGUCUAAGCGUAACGGAGUACCUCUCGUCUCCCACGCAGCAGCUAGCGUGGGAAGAGGCAGGACUGCCCAAGGACCGCCUGGACAUCGACAACGCCGCCAUCAUGCACCGCUCCCAGCGGUACGUGCUGCUGAUCGACCCGACAGGCGUGGCGGCACGCUUUGCACUCCGCUACUACGCGGCCAAGAAGAUCACCAAGGCUUCGUUCAGUCGGCCAGGCUAUGUGAAGCAGCUCGAGAUGGCGGUACGGUUCGGCUACCCGAUUCUUAUGGAGGACGCCGAGCACCUCGACCCUGCCGUGGCGCCGCUGUUGAAUGGCGAAGUGCGCUGCCAUGGCACGCGCUACAUCACCCGCAUCGGUCCGCACGAAGUGGACCUGGCGCCGUCGUUCCGCCUUCUCCUGCACACACGCAACCCCAAUUUUCAGCCUCCACCUGACCUGGCUGGGCAGGUGUGUAUGGUGAACUUCACCGUCACACUGUCCUCACUGCAGUCGCAGUGCCUGCACUACACACUUCUGCACGAACGCCCCGAUGUGGAUGAGAAGCGCUCGAAGCUACUCAAGGCGCAGGGCGAGUAUCAGCUGCGGCUACGCGUGUUGGAGGAGAAGCUGCUCACCCGCAUCGCCGAAGCCGAGGGCAGCUUGCUGGACAACGACACCCUUAUCGAGAACCUGACGGAAUUGAAGGAGGAGGCCACUCGCAUCGCACGCAACAUUGUCGAGGGCGAGGACUCAAUGCGCGACAUUCGUAGCGUGGAAGACAUGUACCGCCCCAUCGCGACGGUGGUCGCACAGGCACACUUUGCGCUGAAGUGCUUUGAGGAACUCAACCCGUAUUACUACUACGACGUUCGCUUCGUGCUGCGUGUUUUGAACGACGCGCUGCAGAGGCUGCCCUCGACAAGCACGCCAGUGGUGGAUGCGCUGCCGCGCCUACAGCAGCUCACGUACGGAAUCUUUGCGCUACUGCACCGACGCGUGGUGCGAGGCAUGUUUCACGAGGACCACCUUGUGUGGGCGUUGCGUCUGGCGCAGCUACGAAGUGCAAUGGGCACGAUAGGCGUCAGGUCUGCAUCUGCCUCCCCGACUUCGGCUUCAGUGAUGCCACUUCACUACAGCAGCAACGACGGCUCCGCUGUGAUGCCAGAGGAGUGGGAGUGGAUCUUGUCGUGUCUGCGUUUCGCAGGUGGCGAUGCCGGAGGUGGCGCCGGCUCCCCACUCACAGCUGCAUCCUGCACAACGGCGGCCGACUCCGUCGACGAUAGCAGUGCCAGCAGCCCCCUAACAGCCGUAACGGCGGCGGCAGGUCUUCCACCGGUGGUGCAACGCGCCUGUCCAACCCUGGGGUCGCAAAGCUGUCAAGCGCUCGCCUUCUUGCUCACGAAGCCUGCCUUCAAGGAGAUUCACCAGACACUGGCGACGCAGGCAUCUGCGUGGGAGACGGUGUUCAUGUCUGCCACGCCAGUAGCCACCAGCGAGUCCGCCCUGCCUCCGGAGUGCUUCCCUCGCGGCGCCAGUCGCGUGCGCCGGCUCUUGUUGCUGACUCUCGUGCUGCUCCACACGCGCCGUGACGCCUUCAUGGAGGCGGCGCACCAACUCCUGGCGGCGUACUUUUCUCCAAGCCAAAUGGACGCAGCGACUGGCGCCGCCGUCCUCGGCACGGAGGACUUCUUUGCGCCGCAAACAAACGAUCUCACGGACGGCAUUAUGGCUGAGUUGGGUCCCGCGACGCCGCUGUUGAUGGUGACCGACACCAUGUUCGAUCCCGCCCUGCGCGUGGAGGAAUUGGCUCAGCGCACGAACACGAACCUCUACAUCGUGGCGAUGGGCAGCAUGGAGAGCAUUGAGAACGCAGACGCCUACCUGGCAGAGGCGACGAAGGUGGGACGCUGGGUGCUGCUGAAGAACGUCCACUUAGCACGCGGAUACAUGGACAAGCUCGAGAAGCAGCUGCACUUCCAGCAGAACGAAGGUCAGCUGCACAAGGAGUUUCGUGUGUUUCUCACAGCGGAGCGCGACAGGAGCGCGGCAGGGUCUCCCACGGCAGCCACAGCUGCAGCCGCCUCGCCCAGGGUGCUGCCCAUCAACCUCAUAGAGGCCUCAGUGGUCGUGGUCUACGAGGCUCCACCAGGCAUGCAGUCGUCUCUCCUGCACACCUACGGUGAGUAUCCCGCAGUCUCGGCGGCGGCUUUCGGCGGCACUGACACGUCCUCGGCCGCUCCAAGCUCUGGCGCCGCCGCCGCCGCCGCAACCAGCAACACCUCACUUCAGCGUCUCUACCUGGCCGCGGCAUGGCUGCACUCUGUCAUCACCGAGCGCACCCUCUACAAGCCCCUUGGCUGGAGCGAGGCGUACGAGUACACGGAGGUGGAGUAUCAGCGCGUCGUGCAAGCGGUACAAGCGUGGAGCACCGCCGCCGAAGUCGCAGCGACAGCGUCGAGGAGUGACGCUGGUGGCUUAAAGGUCUCGUGGGACGCCCUGCGUGCCAUUGUCGCGACUACCGUCUACGGCGGCGCAGUAAGCAAUAUUUUCGACCAGCACGUCCUCAACGUCUUCUGCCGCGAGCUGCUCCGUCCAGAGAUGCUGCAAGAUGCUGCGCAGUUCGUCUCCAAGGCGGCAGCCGCCGGUGCGCUACCACCACCCAUCCUUGGCCGCUCGCGCGCAGAGCUGCUUCAGUGGAUUCACGCGCUUCCCGGCGGCAGCAGCGAUCCAACGUGGUUGGCGUUGCCGAUCGGCGCGGACCGCAUGACGCGCGCGCGCAGCGCCAUAGAGGUGGUGGAGCGCUUAUCUCUGGUGCAGAGCACCCUGGACGAUGAGCUGGCAUUUACAGACGACGACAGUGCCGCGCAGGCCGUGACAAGCGGCAUGGGUGCCGCAUCGCCGAAAAGCGGUGCGCUUCGGGCUACGCGGUGGGCAGCCAAGGUGGAGUCCUACUGCACUGCCUGGCACCCACUCCUGCGCAACGCGCUGGAGAAGCUCGAGAAGCACCCCUUUGUCCGACAAGCCGUCACACAGCACGAGCAGGAGAGCGUCGAACAGGCCAGCAUCGCUGACGCCAGCGCCGCGGUGGAAGACAGGGCCAACGUCAAUGGUGCCAGUCGGCCCAGUGGUGUGGCGGCACCGCUUCUGCUCGCGAUGGAGCGUGAGGUGGUGGCGGCGGUCGAGCUCGUGCGGCACCUUCUGACGUGCGUGCGCGAGCUACGCGAGGUGGUGAUGGAGGAGCGGACACCGACCUCCAUGCACCGCAGCCUCGUGGAAGAGCUCAUGAAGGACCACGUGCCCGAUGUGUGGAGUGCGCACCUGCGUGGAAUUCAUGGCUCGGCUGCCCAUUCUUUGUUUGUCGGUCUCUGGAUAACGGACGUGCAGCAGCGAGUCGAGCAUCUUCUUGAACUGGCAACAGCCGCGCACAGCGGGAAGCUGGCGAGGACGCCAGUGCGCCUCGGUGCCCUCUUCUCCCCAGGCGCGUUCUUGACUGCCUUCAAGCAGCACUGCGCGCGGGUGGAGCAGGUGUCUCUCGAGCAGUUAGUGCCGCAGGUGGAGGUAGCCACAUCAACCAAUGCCGGUGCAAGAGGGGCACUCCACACGGCAUUGUCCGCCUUGCCAGCCACAGGUAUCUCUGGGGCCGUCGCAACCUCGGUAGCCGGCCUUGCACCGCAGAGGACAAACGAGAUGGUCUUCACCGGACUCACUCUAUAUUCGGCACAAGUAGAUGCGGCCGGCAAGUGCUCGCUGAGCGGCACCACAGAAAGCGGCGCCGCCCCCGCGCUCUCUUCCUCCGUCGUUCUACGCUGGAGAUGGGUAAGGAAUACCGACGGCGUCGCCACCACAACGUCGCUGGCGGCGCGCCUCGCACGGCAGACGGCGCAGCAGCGGUGCAUCCUACUGCCCUUCUACACGACGGAGAACCGCGAGGCACUGCUAGAGGUGCUGGAGCUGCCCAUGGCUACGAACAGCGGUGACAGCGGUGCCGGCAUCAAUGCGUGGUAUGAGCGCGGCGUGUGUGUGACCGCGUGGUCGGCAUCUGAGUAG
This is a messenger RNA of Leishmania braziliensis MHOM/BR/75/M2904, 16089 nucleotides long. Its product is annotated as putative dynein heavy chain, cytosolic. Gene Ontology annotation, cellular component: cytoplasmic microtubule; cell cortex; cytoplasmic dynein complex. Gene Ontology annotation, molecular function: ATP hydrolysis activity; dynein intermediate chain binding; minus-end-directed microtubule motor activity. The transcript has a single exon. The record is from RefSeq and is a predicted model, not a curated record. Gene Ontology annotation, biological process: establishment of spindle localization; nuclear migration; cytoplasmic microtubule organization. NCBI's taxonomy places the organism in Eukaryota, Euglenozoa, Kinetoplastea, Trypanosomatida, Trypanosomatidae. The coding region runs from base 1 to 16089 and encodes 5362 amino acids.